Molecule: messenger RNA, 420 nt
Organism: Opisthorchis viverrini
Lineage: Eukaryota; Metazoa; Platyhelminthes; Trematoda; Opisthorchiida; Opisthorchiidae
Exons: 3
Coding region: 1-420 (139 amino acids)
Source: RefSeq, a predicted model, not a curated record
AUGAAAGAACCGAGACGGAACAGGUUGGAUGUAAGACCCGACAGCAUUUCCGUCAAACCCGAUCCAAAAUCCGCUAUUGCUCUAUCCAACCAUUCCGGGACAACAAUGGCUAGUUCAUACAGAAUAUACAAAUGGAUCGCCACACGGACAGGAAAUGGUGCUGCGGGUGAGAAAGUAGCGGCCCAGAUAGGCGAAGAAGUACCUACCUCAACUGUAGGGACCGACGACCACGUUCGUCUGCGCGUUAACCGGCACCGACAACCUAAGGCAUCUGACAAUCGCUCGACAACCGAUCUCUUCUGCUACUUUGAAGCAAGCUGCCCUGGCUCUCACUCGCUGGGCAUUGGUGUGUGCCGCAUCGGUGUUGAACACUGGUGCUACGCUGCCGAUGAAGCUGAAAUUUGUGCCAGCUAUGAAUAG